Messenger RNA from Vicugna pacos (alpaca), 2230 nucleotides. RefSeq names its product solute carrier family 3 member 2 (gene SLC3A2). The record is from RefSeq and is a predicted model, not a curated record. Gene Ontology annotation, molecular function: L-leucine transmembrane transporter activity; aromatic amino acid transmembrane transporter activity; L-alanine transmembrane transporter activity. Gene Ontology annotation, biological process: L-alanine import across plasma membrane; L-leucine import across plasma membrane; carbohydrate metabolic process. Gene Ontology annotation, cellular component: apical plasma membrane; basolateral plasma membrane. Lineage: Eukaryota; Metazoa; Chordata; Mammalia; Artiodactyla; Camelidae.
GCAGGGUCCGACUCCAUGGACCCCGAGCCUCCCGAAACCUCGACCGGCGGCGCCUCGGUUCCACGCCAGCCGCCCAGCGACCAUUCUGGGCCUGGUGCUCAGGGUCCCAGCGCAGGGGGCGACUCAGGCACAAUGAACCAGGACACCGAAGUGGACAUGAAAGAAGUGGAGCUGAACGAGAUGGAACCCGAGAAGCAGCCGAUGAACGCGGCGUCGGGGGCGGCGGUGGCUGUGGUCGUGGCGGGCGGCACCGAGAAGAACGGCUUGGUGAAGGUCAAGGUGGCCGACGAUGAGGCGGAGGCGGCGGCGGCCGCCAAGUUCACGGGCCUGUCUAAAGAGGAGCUGCUGAAAGUGGCGGCGAGCCCCGGCCGUGGGUACGCACCCGCUGGGUCGCUGCUGCUGCUGUUUUGGCUCGGCUGGCUCGGCAUGCUGGCGGGCGCCGUGGUCAUCAUCGUGCGGGCGCCGCGCUGCCGCGAGCUGCCCGCGCAGAGCUGGUGGCACAAGGGCGCCCUCUACCGCAUUGGCGACCUUCGGGCCUUCCAGGGCCGCGACGCUGGCGACCUAGCGAGCUUGAAGGGGCGUCUUGAUUACUUGAGUACCCUGAAGGUGAAGGGUUUUGUGCUGGGCCCAAUUCACAAGAACCAGAAGGAUGACCUCGAAGGGACCAACUUGGAAGAGAUCGACCCCACUUUUGGCUCCAAGGAAGAUUUUGACAGCCUCCUGCAAUCGGCCAAGAAGAAGAGCAUCCGGGUCAUUCUAGAUCUCACUCCCAACUAUAAGGGCCAGAACUCAUGGUUCAGGUUCACUCAGAUUGGCUCUGUGGCAACCAAGAUGAAGGAAGCUCUGAGCUUUUGGCUGCAGGCCGGUGUGGAUGGGAUCCAGGUUCGGGACGUUGGGAAUCUGACAGGUGCGUCUUCAUUCUUGGCCGAGUGGCAGAACAUUACCAAGAGCUUCAGUGAAGAUAGGCUCUUGAUUGCAGGCACUGACUCCUCCGACCUUCAGCAGAUCCUGAGCCUGCUCGAAUCCACCAAGGACCUGCUGUUGACUAGCUCGUACCUGUCAGACUCCCGUUUCACUGGGAAUCAUACAGGUUUCCUGGUCACCCAGUAUUUGAACGCCACUGGCAGUCACUGGUGCAGCUGGAGUGUGUCUCAGGCGGGGCUCCUGACCUCCUUCGUGCCGCUUCAGCUCCUCCGACUCUACCAGCUGCUGCUCUUCACCCUGCCAGGGACCCCAGUUUUCAGCUAUGGGGAUGAGAUUGGCCUGGAGGAAGCUGCCCUCCCUGGACAGCCUGUGAAGGCUCCAGUCAUGCUGUGGGAUGAAUCCAGCUUCCCCAACACCUCAGGACCUGUAGAUGUCAACAUGACCGUGAAGGGCCAGAGUAAAGACCCCGGCUCCAUCCUCUCCCUGUUCCGCUGGCUGAGCGAUCUGCGGGGUAAGGAGCGCUCCUUGCUGCACGGAGACUUCUACGUGCUCUCCUCAGGGCCCGACCUCUUCUCCUACAUCCGCCAGUGGGACCAGAACGAGCGUUUCCUGAUAGUUCUCAACUUUGGGGAUGUGGGCCAACCUGCCAGGCUGGGGGCCUCCAGGCCGCCUGCCGGCACCGGCCUGCCCGCCAGCGUGAAUCUGCUGCUCAGCACCCAGCCAGGCCGCAAGGAGGGCACCUCUCUUGAGCUGGAGCACCUGUACCUGGGGCCCCACGAGGGGCUGCUGCUCCGCUUCCCUUACGUGGCCUGACCCAGACCUACUACCCUUUUCCACUACUUCCCAGGCCCUCAGGGCUCUGAUUUCUCUCUCUCCUUUUUUUUUUUUUUUAGAACUGUUACAGAUGAAUCCCCAAAUAGGGUGUGUUUUCUAGCUUCAAAUAAAAGUCACCCCUACCUGGUGAGGCCUUGUCUUCCCUCCAUCCGCUGUCAGCAGCAGGAAUUUCCCUCCCCUUCGUCCCUCUCCCCUAGUGGGCCUGCCCCACAGUGAUCAGGGCCAAUGAGUGUCAUGCAUCUGCUCCUGCCCGACAGGAAGGGACCUGCCGAAGUCCUAACAGCAUCCCUGCCUCCCCGCCCAGCCUGAGCCAGGGUGCUUUCUCCAGGAGGACUCAGCUCUUGCUGACUCUUCCUUGCCUCCCUCAGUAGUGGUCUCCAGACAAAUAUGAUCACUUUCCUGUUUUGCAGAUUUGGCCUUUCUGGGAGAAAGAGUGGGAGUCGGGUGGCCUGUUUUCUAAAAUGUACUUCUA